This is a messenger RNA of Hevea brasiliensis (rubber tree), 1679 nucleotides long. Its product is annotated as D-aminoacyl-tRNA deacylase. Gene Ontology annotation, biological process: D-amino acid catabolic process. The transcript has 9 exons. Lineage: Eukaryota; Viridiplantae; Streptophyta; Magnoliopsida; Malpighiales; Euphorbiaceae. Gene Ontology annotation, molecular function: D-aminoacyl-tRNA deacylase activity. The record is from RefSeq and is a predicted model, not a curated record. Bases 212 to 1162 code for a protein of 316 amino acids.
UUUUAAUUUUUUUUCUGGCUUCAAGAGUGGCGGCCGCUGCGCGCCAGUCUUGUCGUACCGACGGUGGAUCGACAAUCGUCAAAUCUAGGGGCGUUUUUACGAGAAUCCACAACCAGUGGGUGCUGGCUGCUGAGUCUUUUAUAAAGGCUACCCAGAAGCGAAAACGAAGAAAAUAAUAAAAAUAUCAUUUACAGAGAAAAAGGAAAAGAAUAUGGUGACUCUAUUGGUGGCCACCACCGGAGAUCCCGCCUCCAUCAACCCUGCCUCCGCCCUCCUGGCCAUGCCCGGGUGGCAACCUACCUCCUCCCUCCAGGAAAUAAAGAGUUUCAGCAAUCAACAAGUGAGGCUAUUGCUACACGACAAAAGCAUCGUGGUAGAGGACGACUUGGAUCAGCGAUGGGAGGCGGCCACCGGUGAGGUGGUGGAUGAAGUUAUCUUUUUCAGCAAACACACCGCCGUUUCUAACCGCCCUGCCCUUACCAUUCAUCCAAUUGGAGUGCCUCAUUUGCGAGAAGGGGACGUCCCGCCACAAGGCGGAAAGCCAGGAUGGGCUGCACCUCCUGAUCCGAGAAUGGGUCCAUGGCUCAGACUCUUGAAAAAAAUUGCCCAUUCUCAUAAUUUAGUUCCUGAGUUUGAGAUUACUUUGGAGGCUACUCAUCAUGGACCAGUGACCAGUAAGCCAACUAUGUUCAUUGAAAUAGGUAGCACAGAAGAAUACUGGGAGAGGCAGGAUGCUGCUCAAGUCGUUGCUCUAUUAGUAUGGGAAGGACUUGGGCUUGGAGGAGGUGCCUCAGUAGGUAACUGGAGCAGCGCAAAUGACAAGAGAAAGGUCCUUCUUGGAAUAGGUGGCGGACACUAUGCACCUCGGCAUAUGGAUAUAGUUCUAAAAGAUGGUGUUUGGGUGGCACACCUGCUCUCAGGGUAUUCUUUACCCAUGGAAGAUCCAAAUCAGACAAAAAUAGAUACAAAUACAAAAGAUAUUGGUGGAACUUGGAGAGAAUCAAUUAAAGCUGCCUAUGAGGCUACCAAAUCAGCUUUCCCUGGUGGGGAAAUUUUGGCACAUCUUGAUCACAAGAGUUUCAAGAGCUGGCAGAAAAAUGCUAUUACAGGAUUUCUAGGAGAGCAGAACAUCAAAAUUGGGAAGCCAAAUGAUUUCAAUUAAUUACAACAUUUGGAAGAAUGAACUUGCUAUUUUCUUCUAGAAGAAGGUUGAGGAACCUUGUGGUGAGGACCUCCUGUUGACAUCUUAUUAGUUUUUCUGCCAAGUUGUUCAUUAUAUCUAGAAGGUGAAUCCAAUUGGACCUGAUAUCUUUACAAAGUAUCACAAUCAUAAUGGUGGAGAUUGUUCUCCUUAUGAAGUUAAAUAUCCUUCAGGAGAUGCGGAAGCAGCAAUGUCCAUCUGUAUUACUCAACACACAGGCACUUGCCAUAUCACUACCUAUAAGCAUAUCUUUGCGUUGAAGUCGGGAAAUUCAACAGAUUUAUGGAGUCAUUACCAUUAGAUUCUUCAUGCCAUGAAGCUUAUGAUGUUCUUGAUGCUAUUGAAAUUUGGAUUUUGAUUAGAUCAUGUCAAGUUAAAUGAAACCUGUUUGCUGGACCAGUUAAAUUUAUAAACUUUGUUGCUUGGUAAAAAAUGACCUUGUGGCUAGUUUUUAAUAUCAAACAAAAUUUUAUCAAAA